CAGUAUUGUGAGCUUUGCUCUGUGACUUCCUGAUCCUCUUCUUAUAAAUACCUGGGCAGAGCCAGCACCCUGGGGAGCCAGGGAGCAGAGAGGCCCGGAGCCCGCAGGCCAGCUCCACCUGCCCACGGGAAGAUGAAGCUCUCCACGGCUGCCCUCUCCCUCCUCCUCCUUGCUGCUGUCCUUGGCACCCAGGCCUUCGUCUUGCACAAUACAGAGACGAGACAGCUCACCAGGGCGAUGGACAGGCUUAUUAAUAGAAGACCCAUCCAAGGUGUAAACCCUAUACAAUCAAUCAUGCCUCUAUCUUCAAAUGUGCGUCCUAGUGACUGCUGCUAUGGCUACACCAAACGACCCCUCCAGUGUUCAGUUAUGGAAGAUUUCUUUGAGACCAACAGUCAGUGCUCCAUGCCAGCUGUCAUCUUCAUCACUAAAUGUGGAAAACUGAUCUGUGCCAACCCCAGAAAUAAUGAAGUUGAAGAAUGCAUGGAAACCCUGAAGACCCAGGGAACCAGAUUAGGCCCCAGGGCAGCAGCAGGGUUGCUUUACUAA
Oryctolagus cuniculus (rabbit) is the source of this 549-nucleotide messenger RNA. Its product is annotated as C-C motif chemokine 15. Lineage: Eukaryota; Metazoa; Chordata; Mammalia; Lagomorpha; Leporidae. The record is from RefSeq and is a predicted model, not a curated record. Gene Ontology annotation, biological process: chemokine-mediated signaling pathway; cell chemotaxis; positive regulation of cell migration. Gene Ontology annotation, cellular component: extracellular region. Gene Ontology annotation, molecular function: CCR chemokine receptor binding; chemokine activity.